Messenger RNA from Prunus armeniaca (apricot), 825 nucleotides. The record is from the annotation of a GenBank genome assembly. Lineage: Eukaryota; Viridiplantae; Streptophyta; Magnoliopsida; Rosales; Rosaceae.
AUGCAAGGCAACAAGCUCGUUCGCAGAUCAUACUCCGGCCCUCAUCUCACUUGCAUAAAAUACCCACAAACAUUUGAGGUUCUCUGCAAAAUUCACGACGGUGAGUGUGGCAACAACUUUGGGGGCAGGUCACUCUCUCAGAAGGCUCUAAACAUAGGCUACUUUUGGCCUACCAUGUGCCACGACUCCACCGAAUAUGUUAAGAAAUGUGAUCGUGGCCAGCGAUACAAGCUGAUCCCUAACAUGCCUGCCGAAGUCUACCAUCCGCAAAACAGUCCAUGGCCAUUCAUGCAAUGGGCCAUCGACUUAGUGGGUCCCUUUCCACCGGCGCCCGCCAAGAAAGAAAUGAUGAUCGUCGCCACCGACUACUUUACUAAAUUGAUCGAGGCUGAAGCUUUAUCCUCUAUUAAAGAAGCCAAUAUGGAGCGAUUCAUAUGGAGAAACAUCAUCUGCUGCGUCCUAAGGGAGACGCAGGACGACGACCAGAAGCGUCCUUUGGGAGACGCAGGGUGCGCUAGGAAUUUCCUAAGGGAGUUGCCCAUAAGUAGCGUCAUAAGGGAGACGCGGGGCGACGACCAGAAGCGUCCUUCGGGAGACUCAACCCGUAAAAAGCAUCCUAAGGGAGACGCAGGGCAGGAUAGUCACACAAUUGCUCAUAAACAACGUCAUUCGGGAGACGCAGGGCGACGACCAAAUCAUCCUAAGGGAUGUGCAGAACACGCCCGGAGCCCCUUAAGAGGGGCCCUGGCACUCGCCAACUUCCUAAGGGGAGCCAUCUUAAGGGAUAUGCAGAACACGCCCGGAGUCCUUCAAGGGGGACCUUGA